GGAAAGAACUCUGGGCUAUGUUUAUCUGGCCUGCUGAGAAUGUUGGCCCUGGAGCCGGAGGAGAAGUCCCCGGCUUUUAUUUCUGGACCGGCACAUGCCUUGCAGGCUGGGACUCCCAGCUCUGUGAUCUUUAUUUAUUUCCUCUCCUCCUCCUCCUCCUCUUCCCAUCCUUUAUUUCUUCCUUGUCUGUAAGUGGAGAAAGUGGAAGGGUUCUGGGAGGACCCCCACCACCGUCCCCCAAAAGAGAUGUCGGUGAAUGGUAGGAGAAGCUCCGGCAGGCCCUCCUACUACUACCGGCUGCUGCGGAGGUCCAGGCUUCACCGGCAACGGAGCCGGUCCCGCAGCCGCAACCGGCCACUCAGCAGGGAAUCCCAACAGGACAGGACUGGUCAGAAACAGGGGUUGCCCACCAGCGAAGCCCCUGAGGGGAACCUCAAUAUGGAGCCAGCCGGAGGAACUGCAGAGACCCCCUUCCGCGUCUCGGGCUUCCUCAGCCGCCGCUUCAAGGGCUCCAUCAAACGGACAAAGAGCCAGCCCAAGCUCGACAGGAACGGCAGCUUCCGGCACAUUCUCCCUGGCUUCAGGACCACCCUGGACAAUGAGAGACCCCAUCUGAUGCCGAAGCUGAAGGAGUCGCGCUCCCACGAGUCCCUGCUCAGUCCCAAUAGCACGGUGCAGGCCCUGGACCUCAGCAUGGAGGAGGAGGUGGUCAUCAAGCCCGUGCACAGGAGCAUCUUGGGGCAGGACUUCUGCUUCGAGGUGACAACGUCCUCCGGCAGCAAAUGCUUCUCCUGCCGAUCUGCAGCCGAACGCGACAAAUGGAUGGAGAACUUGCGGCGGGCCGUCCACCCAAACAAGGACAACAGCCGGCGGGUGGAGAACAUGCUCACGCUGUGGAUCAUCGAGGCCAAGGACCUGCCGGCCAAGAAGAAGUACUUGUGCGAGCUCUGCCUGGACGAGGUGCUCUACGCUCGGACCACUUGCAAGUUGAAAACGGACAAUGUCUUUUGGGGGGAGCACUUUGACUUCUAUAACCUGCCCUCCGUCCGGAGCAUCACCGUCCACCUCUACAAGGAGACGGACAAGAAGAAGAAGAAGGACAAGACCAACUUUGUGGGCAUGGUCAGCAUCCCGGCCGCCUCCGUCACCGGGCGGCUGUUUGUGGAGAGGUGGUACCAUGUGGUGACUCCCAACCCGGGCAAGGGCAAGUCCGGGCCCCCUCCCAUGAUCCGCAUCAGGUCCCGCUACCAGAGCAUGAACAUCCUGCCCAUGGAGAUGUACAAGGAGUUUGCUGAGUAUGUCACCAACAACUAUAUGGUCUUCUGCUCGGUGCUGGAGCCCAACCUGAGCGUCAAGAACAAGGAGGAGAUGGCCAUUGCCCUCAUCCACAUCCUGCAGAGCACUGGGAAGGCCAAGGAUUUCCUGACCGACCUCAUGAUGUCAGAGGUUGACCGCUGCGGCGACAACGAGCACCUUCUCUUCCGGGAGAACACGCUUGCCACCAAGGCCAUCGAGGAAUACCUGAAGCUGGUGGGGCAGAAGUACUUGCAAGACGCCUUAGGGGAGUUCAUCAAGGCGCUGUACGAGUCGGACGAAAACUGCGAGGUGGACCCGAACAAGUGCUCCUCCUCGGACCUCCCAGAGCACCAGAGCAACCUGAAGAUGUGCUGUGAACUAGCCUUCUGCAAGAUCAUCAAUUCCUAUUGCGUCUUUCCCCGGGAGCUGAAGGAGGUCUUUGCCUCGUGGCGCCAGGAGUGCAACAGCCGGGGCCGGCCGGACAUCAGCGAGCGGCUCAUCAGCGCCUCCCUCUUCCUGCGCUUACUCUGCCCGGCCAUCAUGUCCCCCUCCCUUUUCCACCUGCUCCAGGAGUAUCCCGACGACCGCACCGCCCGCACACUCACCCUCAUCGCCAAGGUCACCCAGAACCUGGCCAACUUCGCCAAGUUUGGGAGCAAGGAAGAGUACAUGUCCUUCAUGAACCAGUUCCUGGAGCACGAGUGGACCAACAUGCAGCGCUUCCUCCUGGAGAUCUCCAACCCAGAGACGCUGUCCAACACGGCCGGCUUUGAAGGCUACAUCGAUCUGGGCCGGGAGCUCUCCGCCUUACACGCCAUCCUCUGGGACGUCGUGACGUUCCUGGACCAGAGCAUCACUGCCAAGCUGGGGCCCUUGCCGCGCAUCCUGAGGGACAUCAGCGCCGCCCUGAGCAACCCGGCCUCCUGCCUGCAAGUCUCCGUCCCCACCGACCAUGGCGCCUCCACACCCGGCGCUCCCGGCGGCGGCGGCAUCUCCGCCGGGCUGCAGAAGAUGGUGAUCGAGAAUGACUUGUCUGGUCUGAUUGAUUUCACCCGGUUACCGUCUCCAACCCCUGAAAACAAGGACUUGUUUUUUGUCACAAGGUCUGCGGCGGGCCCCCAGCCCUCCCCGGCCCGGAGCUCCAGCUAUUCGGAGGCCAAUGAGCCCGAAGCCCCGAUGGCCAAUGGCGGCAAGAGCCUCUCCAUGGUGGACUUGCAGGACAAUCGCAUUUUGGACAGUGGGGCCACCGGGGCCCCGAGCCUGGCCGAGGCUCUCCUCGAGAGCCAGCCGGUCCCGGUGAGCCUGUGGUGCACGCAGGUGCAGCCCGGCGGUGGCGUGUCCGCCAUGGCCACCGUGCGCCGGGCGGGGCAGACCCCCACCACCCCCUGCGCCGAGAGCAUCCCCGGCCGGCCCCAGCUCCUGGCCCCGCUCUCCUUCCAGAACCCGGUGUACCAGAUGGCAGCCGGCCUGCCGCUCUCCCCCCGGGGCCCGCCCGACUCGGGCUCCGAGUGCCACAGCUCCCUCAGCUCCCACAGCAACAGCGAGGACUUGGCGGCCUCCGCCGCAAAGCACGGCUUCGGGAACACGGCCGCUGCCGCUGCCGCCACAGAGGACUUCAACCGGCGCGCGGGGGAGCUUGCCCGCCGUCAGCUCUCGCUGACCAUGGACAAGGCCGGCCAGCCCACCAUGCCGCGGCAGAACAGCGGCGGGCCCCAGCGGCGGAUAGACCAGCCGCCGCCACCUCCGCCGCCGCCUCCCAUCUCGCGGGGCAGGACCCCGCCCUCGCUGCUCAGCACCAUGCAGUACCCGCGCCCCUCCAGCGGGGGCGUGCUCUCCUCCUCGCCCGAUUGGCCCCUCGCGGGCGGAGGGGGCGGGGCCCGGCUCCGUCAGCAGUCCUCCUCCUCCAAGGGAGACAGUCCCGAGAUGAAGCAGCGCACCAUGCACAAGCAGGCCCCUUCACCCGUGCAUCCCAAUGCCCUGGACCGCACAGCCGCUUGGCUGUUGAAUAUGAACGUGCAAUUUUUAGAAGAGGAGAACAGUGACCCAGAGCCCAAGCACAGGGAUAAGAUCCGGAGUAAAGACGAGUUCAGCCAAGGGGAAAAGCAGCAGCAGCAGCAGGACGUGGCGGUGCUGCAGGACAAGCUGCGCCUCUGCAACAAGAAGCUGGAGGAGUACGAGGCGCGCUACAAGUGCCAGGAGGAGGCCACGCAGAAGCUGGUGCUGGAGUACCAGGCGCGGCUGGAGGAGAGCGAGGAGAGGCUGCGGCGGCAGCAGGAGGACAAGGAGAUCCAGAUGAAGGGCAUCAUCAGCAGGCUGAUGUCAGUGGAGGAGGAGCUCAAGAAAGACCACGCGGAGAUGCAAGCAGCCGUGGACUCCAAGCAGAAGAUCAUUGAUGCCCAGGAGAAGCGCAUUGCCACCCUGGACGCCGCCAAUGCCCGGCUCAUGAGCGCCUUGACGCAGCUGAAAGAGAGGUACAGCACCCAGACCCGUAACGGGAUCUCCCCCACAAACCCAACUAAGUUGCAGAUCACGGAGAACGGCGAGUUCCGGAACAGCAGCAACUGCUAACCACCCGCUGUCGGAGAACGAACGAGGGAUUGCAGGAGAAAGAGAGAGAAAGGAAAGACCUGGGAGGAAAGAGAGAGGGAGCAGACCGCCCCACCGCCCCCCAAGACGUGGCCGGAAGACGGGCCUCCCUCCCUCCCUCCAUCCUCUUCAUCACCAAAGAUGUCUUGUGUGACCGGAAACGCAGAGGGACGGAGGGGGAUGUUGCCGUCUGAACUCGGGAGGACAACAACGGGAAGUGGAUCCCACGCGCAGAACGAUUUCUGACAGAGCGACGGAGGCUCGCUUCUUGCUUCAGCGGCUUCAAGGGACUCCCUCUUCGGGGGGAAAGGCUUGGGGCCGAGGGACGGGCGGAAGGGACAGCGGCACAAAAGGAAAGGGAAGGCGUCUGGCGGGCGCCUCCUUGGUGCCCGGGUCCGGCGCUGACGCAGAGCCCUCUGGCCCAGACUCCGCUCCGUCUCCCAGGAGCUGGCUCAUUGUGGCGCCCCUCGCUUUGGAGCCCGUCCUCUCUCACCGCCGUAGGUCCCAGGCCCACCCAGUUUCCCUAAGAGGAGGGCAAAGACAAUGGAGUGGGGGGCAGGCUUGGGUCGCCAUUCUGCCUCCCUUCUGGCCUUCUCUUUCGGGGGGAGGAGGGCAUUCGACUCCGAGGGUUGUAAGAAUGAGGUGCCAAGGACCAUCCUUUGGGCCCAAGAUCCUCCUGCCAGUCACCAAAGCACUGACUGCCCUUAGCGGGGUGCUGGGAUGGGGCAGGGAUCGCACUCACAGAAGAUCCCCGCUAGUUGGGAUUCCCACCAUGUUGGGGUCAGAAGCUGAGCCAUAUCCACCUGCCAUUGGGGACAGGCCGGGGAAGCGCCAUCCGCCGCAUCUCGCCGCUUGCCAUAGGCUUACUUUCUUCCUGGAGGAAGGGCCCGCAUGAGAAAGUAGGCACACGUAUCCAAAGCCAGGGCUAACUCCAAGCAGGCAGCUUCAGACAGGGUCACAUCUGGCCAGCUUGGCUUGCAAAGGGGCUUCUGGCCUCGCUAGCUCCCCGGCAGUAUUGGGUGGGGGGCAGUCCAGGGCAAGGGGUGGGAGGGAGGCCGCUGGGUAGGUGGGAUGGCCGUGCAAGGAGCACAUGGGUUUCAAGCACAGAAAGCGCUGUGGCAGAGGUGGAGAGCCAGCCUCGCUUGUGGUGCGCCCCUUUUUCCUCUCCUCGUCUGCCACAAACACCUGGUCUUGUGUGUCCAAAUAGUUUGGGGAGGGAGUGAUGCAAUCCUGGCAUCGCCUGACCCCAUGGCAUUGGUUCUCGGGGGGGCUGUUUGGGGGGGAAAUGUCGCUGAAGGAGGAGGAGAGGAAGGGGACAAGAAGAGACCGCCGGGCUGCCUGGAAGAAGCGCCAAGAUCGGUAACGCCUGUCUCUUUUCUUUCACAGUAUGCGUUAGGAAUAGACACAGUCCAAAACCACAUGCAGUCCACUUUCGGGAGUCCUCUCCUCUGGUCAAGGGCAGGGGGAAAGUCACUGCCCCGAAGGCCUCAAAAGGGACUAACCAGCAAGGACAGCCGACACCUGCCGCCCCGAAUAGGGAAGGGCCCGCCAGCGCUACUAACCCCUCCCCCAGACACAAUAAGGCUUGAGGGCGAGGGAAGGGGGCAAGGUGCCUUACUUACGGGGAAGGAAACCGGGACACCCUUGGAUUGAUUCUGCCUGGCUCCGGAAAGCUUUCCGAUGCGUGUGUAGGGAACUGCGUUUGGUGCCUGCCUGCCCGCCCUCCUUCCUUCCCACCCUCCCUCUCCCAAGCAGGGGCCGGUGCAAGAACAAAUGCUCUCCCCCCCCCCCACCAUGGACAUGUGGUUCUGAGCCUAAAUCACAAAACUGAGCCCCAUGUUGUGUGCCCCCCAAUUGCUCCUAGGACCAAACGUUCUGGGUACGUCAGGCAAUGUUUUGGUGCAAAGGGAGCCAAUGUGGGAGCCUCAAAAAGAGGAAAGUGGAGGCUGGGCGUGCAUUCCUUUGCUUUCUUUCCCCCCAAAUACCACUCCGCCACGCUCUGGGCGGACUUUCCUAAGUGCGCGAUGCCAAGGAAGAACUUAUACACGGAACCAAAGCAGGGCAGCCAGAACGCUGCAAAGGUGGUGGAUUCUCCGCAAAAGAAUCCAAUUCUAGGCUGCUCCCUACAAAGGGCAUGGGGGGGGGGGGGGGGAAAGCCGAGGGGGAGGCUCAAGCCCUGCCCACGACACACCACCUGCUGCUGUGGAACGGGCACGGCUGGGCACGGAAGGGGACCCAGUGGCACCCGUGUGGGCCGUGUGUCCCAUUCACACAAAUAGGGUUUCAUGCUGCUGAGGCUGGGCCCCACCUGCAGGCCUCCGUCCCUCCAAGCUCUGGAGGGAGUCCUGUGCACGCUGCAGGUGGUGUUGUGCUGGGUUGUGUGUGCAAAGACAUGCGCAGGCAUGUGAGAAUGGGCCAGUUCCUCUCUGCAACGGAGGCCGAUGUUGCCCUGAAAGCAUCCUUUUGUGCAGCUGGGUUUUGUGGGCCAUUUUUGUGACUUUUCCUAUAGAAUUCGCACCACCUGACCCACAGGUCACAAUGAACUGAAGUCAUGCCAUUUCUUUCUUUUGCUUGUUCUUGAAUGUAUGAUUGCUUAAUGUGCCAUUUCCCACUCGCAACCCGUGCCGGUUCUUGGCCCGUUUCCCUCGUUGCGCCGGGAGGAAACGGGGUCUCAGAGCCACCCAAGCGCCACAAGGAACCGGCCCUCGGUGCUUCCGCAGUGGCCUUCUACGCCAACUUUCACUGGAGAGACCGACGGGGAGGCCUUCCAAAACGCCAGGAAUAACAACCAAAGCCAUGCAGACGCCGCGCUGCCCCCUUGUUUCCCUCUGACCCGGGUGUCUUUGGGGUGUGUGAAGGGGAAGCAAGGACUCUGGGCGUCGUGCGCCAAAACCUGCUGCUCUGAGCCAUUGACUAAUGGAAGCAUGGCCUGCCAAGACGUACGUGUCGGAUGUGGUGCGUAUCCUCUCCUUCCGGUAUACACAAAGACCUCCAUCCAUUUGGGUGGCCCCCAAUAUCCACAAAUAUUCUCAUUCCCAGAAAUGGGUACAGAAGUUGCCCCGGGUUUCGGUUUGGAUGAUUGAGUUCCAGGUAAAAUGUUCUGGGUUCCCAACUGGGAUUGGGUGCCGUGGAUGGUUUCGUUCCCGACCCAAGGGCUGCUCCAGCUCCAAUCCCGUCCAACUUGGGCUAAAGCUGCUGCUCUUCCCAUUCCAGGCGAGACAGAACAAGCGAAUCCGAUAAUGCCUGUCCGAAGUAGAAAGCACUGUCCGACAGAAAGGGAAGCCAACCGAUGCCUGUCACCUUGUUCUAGUUCUCAUCAAGAGUUCCUCCCUCUCUCGUUCCUCCUUCCAAAUGCCUCCAAAGAGCUCCAGAAAAGGAAUUUUUGGGUCAGCCUCCGUCCGAAUUCCAAGGCCCAAAGUGGGGCGAGAAAGGCCCACCUCGAGACCCUUCUUCUCUGAGCCAAAGGACGGAGAUUUCCCCCUGAAAAGCAAGUUGUGUGAUGUUCCCGUCUGGUCCCCGGUGGGUGUCUUGAGGCCACCCACGCCUCCAAGUUUGGGUCUGUUCCCCCCUCAGUUGCAGCACUGUGUCUUACAUACAUACAUACAUAGAUUUAAUAUAUAUAUAUAUACCUCUCUCUCUCUUUCUGUAUAUUCGCUUUGGCCAACCUUUGUUCCCGUUACAGCCGUUUAGAAAGCAAAAUACAUGUUUUAUACCCUCUUAUAAACAAAAAAACAAGCAAAAAAUGAAUUCUUUUGUAAGUAUGUUUCAAAUCCUCACAGUUAUACGAUAUUAUUAUUAAUAAUAAUUCAAAGCUGCGUGGUGGGACUCUCCAUCGCCCCCAGCCACACUUUUCAAAACAAGACAAUGUAAUAAUGUACAGAUAAGUUUGUUGGUGUUAAGAAAAAUUACUAUGUGGCUGUGCAAUUUAUGUACAUUUGCAAUUAGAAAAUAAUAAAAGAUUUAUUUAGCUAUUUUA
Messenger RNA from Anolis sagrei ordinatus, 7858 nucleotides. It is a transcript of the gene DAB2IP, whose product is annotated as DAB2 interacting protein. The record is from RefSeq and is a predicted model, not a curated record. Gene Ontology annotation, biological process: regulation of GTPase activity. Lineage: Eukaryota; Metazoa; Chordata; Lepidosauria; Squamata; Anolidae.